UGCCGCCCUCCUACGAGGCGGCCGUCAAAGCCGAUGUCAGCCGGUUCUCGUCCCUGAAGAAACUCAGUAGGUCCAAGUUCACUGCACUAAUGCAAGAGUAGGCUCCCUGCCCCGAUGCCCUGCAUGAUAAAAAUACUGCAUUAAGUGUGCUUUCCUGACUCCUGACUGGGACUUACUGAGGGGCUCCGAAGGGUUUCAGCUGUGAAAAUGAUUUGCCUGCUGUACUAAGGACAUCAAGCAGUAGAGAAAUAGUACUUUCUUCUGGAGAUUUUUGCAGCUCCCGUUUGAAUAAACAUUUCAGUGGAUGGAGAACCAUGAAUCAGUAUCAGAAAAUACCCAUUUCUCAACUGUGAUCCGUCAUGAAAUCAGCGUAGUCAUCUCAAGAAACUAUGAGUCAUUGAUAUUCCAUGCUUCCCUUGUCUCCACUUAAAGGCUGCAGCCACUAUUUCUCUCGGAGCGUAUAAGUACAUUAAGCGGCUUCUUGUGCCUGGCCCGGCUCGGUAUUGAUUUAGUGGUGCUACGCUGGAUUUCUGCUGCGUAAUGAGGUCUCAUCUCAUGACAUUCUCUAAAGUGGAACGCAAAUAUUCCUUAAGGCUUGUGUAAUUUCAUCAUGCCUGCCCCACUUCAUUGCUGGCUCGCAGUCAAAGUGAAGGAUGACGAUCUACAACUCAUCCCGUCAGAGCUCACUCCACACUGGCUCCCACUCGUAGCUGCCAGGCACCAUUUCAAACAAAAUGGCAAAACGGGUUUGCAGGAUGCACUAUUUACUGGUUCUCAGUUGCAGAAGAAAAAAAAAAAAAAACGAAAAAUCCCUGCGCUUGAAGAAUGCUUGUGAGAAUUAACAUAAUAGUUUUUGAUAAGCAGUAAGAGAAAACCAUAUGAAUUCAGUUGUCAGAGAUAGUAGCCCGACGGAAGAAACAGUGUUAAAAAAGAAAAAUAUCCUUAAGCAGUGUCCCUCAGUCUUCACAACUUUCUUUCUGCUUCCAAAGCAAAUUAUUUGUUGCAGCAAACAGCCAAAAGGCUCUGCAGUUUCUUUUUGUUGCUCAACUAGUGUCUGCACACUGAUAGAUCAUGUUGGAUUGUGCUGGAGGGAAGAUAGAGCAGCUUUUUCAUUGUUGGGAUAAUAAAAGAGAAGAAUGCUACUGCUUAUUAAUGCAAAUUGGUAUCAAACCGAAGAAAAGCAUUUAGCCCGUUGCAGCUCAGGACAGUAUACAUCACGAGUUAUUCAUUCACUGUAUGGUAAUAUGGUUGAUGAGUUUGCAAUGCCCUGCGCAGAUCUUGAAGACUAUUAUGCGUGAGAAAGGAACAUCUUGUUUUUAUUAUCUCUCAUAAUGAAUCGAUUUGCAGCAAGCACCCGGGGCUCGCUGCUGAAGGGGAUUUUGGCUGAGUGUAAUCUUGACAGGUGGUGUGAACACUGUUGCUCCCAUUAUUGACAAAAAGAGACUCAGACUCAUCUGUAAAUUCUCAAUAAGGUGGAGGGGUUCUGCUCUCCAUAAUUUAUUUCUAUCAUAUAAAUGAUAUUAGUGUUCACCUCUGACUUAGUGUGAUUGUUAAACAUUCAUGCUGGUGUUCAGAGAGAAUAAAUAAUCAGCUUCUUUGUAACGAUGGACUUAUAAAUGUUUCCAUUUUUGAAUAAUUCAUGCCGCAUUUCAUCAUUUCGUCAAGAUGUCUUACAGAGUUUGUGUAAAUGUGCGACACAUCUUUAUGCAUGGUUUUGUGUUUGUGUGGCAUGAAGUUGGUGCUACAUUCACUACUACACUCUACUGUGUCUGGAAAUGUAUUCUUCUCUUUCUGAUUUGCUUCCAAAUGCAUGUUAUAGUUGUUUGUACACAUGAAUUAGUAUAAAAAACAUCCACUCAAGGACAUGAAACACUUGCAGUUCUCAAUGUGAAGUGAUGCAAUAAUACAAUUAGCUUUCCAGCAUGUAUAUAUGAGGUGCCUGCGUGCUUCCGUCCAUAUCUGUAUGAAAUGACAAUGUUUGUUUAUAGACUUUCACAUGACCUUUGAAAAGUUUACCCCCACAGCCAGAGCUGCCAGUAGAAUUCCCGAUGAAGCCUGGAUGUGUGGAUGUUAUGUGCCUAGCAUGUAAUACGAUCUGACUGCGAUCCUCUGUCUCUCUCUAUUUUCUAUUCCCCUCCAUGAGCUUGGAAAGGUGAAACACAGAUGGGUCCUCCAACAGUAUUCCCUGCAUUGUGUGCAAUGUUCUCCGAUCCCACUUUAUCCGAUUUCUCUCCGUGCAUUCUAACACCUCCUUCCAUUCUACCUUUGCUUUCUCUUGCUUUCACUCUCUGAAUCUCCUCUUCACCUCUUGCUUCUGUUUUUUUUCCUCCCCGUCUCCUCUGCAGCAGAUAAAGAAGUCGACGACUACUACACUCGUAAGCGCCACCUGCCCGACCUGGCAGCGAGAGGCACUCUUCCCUUGCAUGUUCUCAAAAUGAGUCAAGACCAGCACCGGGAACAGCAGCAGCAGCUCCAGAGCCAGCCCCCGCAGUCCUCCAUCUCCCAGGCCCCUCCCCAGUCACAGUCCUCGCAGCAGCAGUCUCAGCAAAGACAGAGGCCUCGUCGUGUCCAGAGGGCCAUGUCCCAGGACCGUGUCCUGUCCCCACAGAGGGCCCAACAACAGGAUUACAGCAUGUCUUCUAAUGGCAUGUCCCCGUAUGGAGGCCGGAUCCUCUCAGAUGAACAGCUCCUGUCCGCCGAACGUCUUCGAUCCCAAGAGCGUCUCCUUCCGCAGGAUCGCCACACCUCCCAAGACCGCCUGUACUCCAAGGACCGCAUGUACUCCAAGGACCGACUGCUGUCCCAGGAUCACCUCUACUCAAAAGACCGCCACUACUCUCAAGACCGCCUCUAUUCACAAGAUCGCCUGUACUCACAAGACCGCCUCCUAUCCCAGGAUCCUCUGCUCUCGCCGGACAAGCUGAUGAUGUCGCUGAAGCGUGGCAUGGUCAGCAGCAUUUCUGGUGGGUUUCGUGGCAGUGACAAGUCAAUGUCACGUGCCAUCUCACACACGGACGUGUUCAUACCAACCACGCCUCUAAUGGAUCGCUACAAGAUGACCAAAAUGCACUCCCAUCCCAGUGCCUCUAACAAUGGCGGCAGUGGUGCUGUGGCGCAAGGCGCGGGAGCAGGAGGCACCGGGCACUCCAACACUUUAGCCAUGAACCAGACUACAUCUAAGAGGCAGGCGUUUGCCUCGAGACGGACUCACACUGUGGAACAGCUCCACUACAUCCCACAGCACCACCAGCAGCAACAACAGCCACAGCACUACCGCACAGGCAGCAAGACUGAGGUGACUGUGUAAUGGCAGCCAGGGACUUCCUGAACUGCACAGAAAGAAGCACUGUUGUGUGCCAGGGGAUGGGGGUCAGGUUGAUUGAGAUAGGUGGGUACACUGGCCUUCUAAUAGAGUAGGAUGGGUGCAAUAUCACUUUCUUUGACUGAGGUUCCUGCAAAGUCAGAGAUACCAGGACCAAGAACAUCCACUAGCUUACUGUGAGAGACCGGAAAAACGAGCUACACUGUACAAUGCAUACACAGGCCCUGUAUCUGAAGCCAGAGAGGGUUGUGGAUGGGGGAGGUGUAGUAUUAUCCAGCUAACUUGCCUACUAUUAUUUCCACUGUCUUGAUUACCCUAUUCAUCCACAGGCUCCGGCCUCAUUCUGUGUGUGUUUUAGUGAGAAAACACUGAUCGUGUCUGUUUAAGCCUUUAUCGGGCCCCUUUGUCCAACAAAUCUAUUCUGUGACCUUUUCUGGUAAAUCUUAAAGGGCUUUGCAUGGUUAAACACAAGGACCGAAUUCCUCCGUGACUUCUGUUGUGCAACACAACGCCACCACAGGUGAUGAACUAGGAUGAGCCUGUAAUAACUUUAUAAAUAUAUAAAUAAAUUAAUUAAUUAAUUUAAACACCAUUUGUACGCCCUGUCCUACUCAUAGCUCUAGAGAAUCUCAAUGAGAGAAAAUGAAAUGGAUGUUAUUAGCACUUCUAUUUGGUGCCUCUGACAGAUGUUCCAUUUCUAAAAUCGAAGUGGUUUUGUGGGUUACAAAGCACAAUCAAUUAAAAAAAUUCUGUUCUGUUUUUGAUUUUGUUUCUGAGUUUGAAUAGUGAUGGCUAGCUUGUUUUGUUAUUAAAGCAAUGGCAGGUUUUUUUCUUUUUGCUUCCAGUAGACGAUUGUAAAUAAGCUAUUCUAGAAGCAGUACUAUGGACAAGUCUGUACUGGAUGGACUUUGUAUUAGACUGUCUGUUUUCAAUAGAUUCUUAAAAAAACAACUAUAAAUUAUCACUGUUUCGUGAGUUCAGAAUAGAAACCCACUUAACCAAGUAUUUGACAGAAUAAAUUAAUACUAUACUGUGUGUGUCUUUGCAAAACUGUUUGUAGGACGAGAAGUGAAUGAAUGUGUUGUUGAUAACAGAUAUACCACUGUUCAUACUUGGAUGUAGACCGUGUUCCAUUGACAUCAGAGGAGUUGAACAUCAUGGAAAAUGGAUUAUAAUGCUUGUUCAAGUAGGGUCAAAUAAACCAUCCAUAUUUUUCUAAACAUUCAACAUCGUUCUUUGAGAGAUGUCUGUGUUUGUAUUUCCUUCAAAAAAGGAUACACCACAUUACAACUGUA
This is a messenger RNA of Thunnus maccoyii (southern bluefin tuna), 4617 nucleotides long. RefSeq names its product protein shisa-6. The transcript is spliced from 2 exons. The record is from RefSeq and is a predicted model, not a curated record. Bases 2435 to 3307 code for a protein of 290 amino acids. Gene Ontology annotation, biological process: regulation of AMPA receptor activity; regulation of short-term neuronal synaptic plasticity. Gene Ontology annotation, cellular component: postsynaptic density; dendritic spine membrane; AMPA glutamate receptor complex. Lineage: Eukaryota; Metazoa; Chordata; Actinopteri; Scombriformes; Scombridae.